AUGGUGCUCGACGACUUUCCAGCGAGCGUUCUCUGCUCCUGCUCCUGCUCCUGCGACUCGAUCGAUGGCUGUCUCGACGACGAUGGCGUUCGCCCCCAUGACGAGAUCGACUCGACCCAUGCCUCCGGCUCGACCUAUGCCUUCGGCUCGACCCAUGCCGCCGGCUCGACCCAUGCCGCCGGCUCGACCCGUGCCUCCUCCGGCUCGAUCCAUGUCUCCGGCUCGACCCAUCCGGAGCUGUACUCACCCGAACCGUACCCGUACUCGCUCGAGCCGUACCCUGAGCCCGAGCCCGAGCCCGACCGCGAUGCGCCCGGCCUAUCCCCACCCCGCUCCUGCCCACCAGUUUUCCUGGCAGCCCUCGUCCUAUGCGCCUGCGCUCUCGUCGGCCUCGCCUCGUCGCCGUCGUCGGCCCUCCCGGCAUCGGCCGCCCGCCCACUGGUCUACGCCCUCAUCGCAGCCUCGGCCCUGGCUGGCACCGUCCUGCUCAUCACCUCUGCUGCCCAUCUCAUGUCGCUCUCCAUCCUCUACUCGCUCCUCGUCCUUGCUAUGCCCGCUCAGGUCGCUGCCUUUGCCGCCGCCGCUCUGGCUGCCAACCCGCUCACUGCCCCGACCGACGCCGCCACCGCUCGCCUGCUGGCCUGGAUGUUCGCCCCGCUCUCGGGCGCCGCCCUCUCGGCAUGGGCUCUAUUCUCACUUGUUCCGGAUGGUGCCCUUGCCUGCUUUCUCCUCGUCCCACUCUGCCUCGUACCGCUCAUCGGCAUGGAUGUCGAGGGCGUCCGCCUCCCGCCGCCUGCCCGCUGGCUCCUUCGCGGCCACGGCCUCGCUCUCCCACUCGUUGCCUACAUCGCUCUUGCUGGCCCACACGCUCUGCUCUCCUGGCGCGGCGCGACAAACGCGCUGCUCCUUGCUGCCGCCCCUGUCGCAUCAUGGCUCCUCGUCCGCGCCAUGCACACCUCGCUCACCGCCGGCUGGUCGCAGCUGCGGCUGCUGGUGUGCGCCAUUGCGCUGGGUGCCCUCGUCGCUGUCGCUGUUGAUGCCAUUGUUCUCCGCUCGUACAUGCACUACCUGGCCCUCCCGCAGCCGUGGGCCUCCAUCGCCGCCGGCGUCGCCGCCGAGGCUGCUGUCGCCACCGCUGUCCUCCCAGCCGCUGCUGCGCUGGGUGCCUUUGGCCCGCUCCCGCUCCCGCUCCGCGCCGCCAACGCCCUGGCGCUCACCAUGCACAUCUGCGGCGCCGUAGCUGCUGCCACUCUUGGUCUCCUUCUCGGCUCGCUCCUUGCCGCCGCCGCCCUCCUCGGCACCUCGAUCGCCGGCGUCGACGCCUACGCCUCCGGCCGCCCGCUCUCGCGCGCCUGCUUUGUUUUCUCUGCAGGCGUCGGUGCAUACCUCCUCCUCGGCUUUCUCCUCGGUCCAGUUGCACUCACGCUUGCGGCCACAAGCACCGGCCUCGGACCGGUCUUGAUCUGCCUUGCCCUCUACGCUGCUCUCGCCAUGGCCGGCACCGCCAACGGGUGGACCGGCGAGCGGCUCCUCGCCCUCGCCUUUGUCUUUAUUGCCGCCGAGACCGUGCUCUAUGCAGGUGAGGCCGGCGUUCCGGCCACUAUCGGACUCUUCUAUCCUCCCUAUCUGGUCGCCGCCACCUCGGCUGUCGGUUACGCCCUCGCCGCUACCGAGUGGAUGAGCGCCUCCCUCCGCGCCGCCUCGGUCGACGCUCUCUGGCGUGCCAUCUUUGUGGCCAAGCUCAUCGUGCUCAUCGACUACUCGGCGCUCCCCGGCGUUGUCGUCUUUGUCUCACUCGCUCUAGUCCGUGGCCGCCGCUCGCGCGGCUCGCUGGCUUCGGCCGCUGUCGACGCCGUCCUUGCCGUUGCUGCAUGGGCGACGUCAGCGGCGCUUGACGCACCGCUCUCGCGCUUGGGUCUCUCGCCGCUUGCCGCUGCCGCUCUCGCCUGGCUCAUUGCCACCUGGCCAAAGCCGGAGCUCUCGUUCCUCCGCCGCGCCCAUGCCUGCGCCGUCGUCGGCCUCGUCGCCAUCCUCGUCUUGCAGCCGCCCAUGCCCGGCGUCACCUCUGCGCAUCGCCCGCUAAUGCAGCUCGCGACCUCGCUCGGGACCCAGGCUCCGGCAUCGGCGCUCCUGCAUCCGGAUCCCGAGCUCGAGUGGCCACUGUGGCUCGUAUGGGCCGCGCUCACCGGCCUUGGCUCGGUCGUCCUCCUCCCGCUGCCGCGCCUCCACGCCUGGCUCGCGCUCUUUGGCGUCUGCGCCGGCCUCGGCCUCGGCGGUCUCUUCCUCCCACCCAUUCCCGAAGUGCUCCUACUGCUCGGCAUCGGUGGCGCUCUGGCGCUCACUCUUGCGGGCUUUGUCCGCAUCCCUGUUCCCGGUGCCCACGUGUGGAUCCUCUGCCUCUACGCCGGCUUGGCUGUUGUUCAGGCCCUCACCUGGCUCGCGCUCGUCGCCCACCUCCACCGCCUCCCGCUCUUUCUCCAGGCGCGGCCGCGCCGCCACGCCGGCGCUUCGCUUCUGGGCCUCUUUGCCGGCACCCACCUUGUGCUCGCCGCGCUGCUACGGACGGCCGCCCAGGUCAUGGCCCGCGUUGCCCUCGCAUCGGGCACUCCGCUCGCGCUGCACCAGGCGUACGAGCUAGCCACCAACGCUGCCGUCGCCACCGCCGUCGUCCUUGCCUCUGUCGUCUCGGGCGCCUACCUCGAGUCGCCACUGUGGGCGACUGGCAUCGCGCUUGCGCCGCUCCUUCUCCUCCUCAUCCCGUCACCUGGCUUUACCUGGCUGGCCGGCCCCGGCCGCUACGCCCCGGUUGUCGCCGCUCUUGCUCUCGCUGCCGCCCUCGACCCGCUGGUGGCCAGCGGCGGCCUCUCAGUACUAGACCUUGUUCGCCUCGCCGCCGCCGCCCCAUUCCACGCCCGCGCUCUGCUGCGCGCCGUCGCCCCAGGGCCCUAUCCCCUCGGCCUGGUCCUCCCGUUCCUUCUAGCCCUCAACGCCGCCGUUGUCCUCAGCGCCGAGCCCGGCGUCUGCCUCGCCGGCGCCCUAGCGCUCGGCUACGAGAUCGUCGCCGCCACCACCGCGUACACCCACCACAUCUGA
Messenger RNA from Thecamonas trahens ATCC 50062, 3093 nucleotides. RefSeq lists its product as uncharacterized. The transcript has 3 exons. Lineage: Eukaryota; Apusomonadida; Apusomonadidae. The record is from RefSeq and is a predicted model, not a curated record. The coding region runs from base 1 to 3093 and encodes 1030 amino acids.